AUGUCUCAUAAACCAAUUUCUGCAGAUGACACCUUCGCGGUCUUCCAGAAGUUUGACAAGAGUAAGGACAACGUCAUCAAUAAGAGAGAGCUGAAGACCGCGCUCAAGGAGCUCGGGUUAGCUCCAGUCUCAGAAAAACUCAUCAAGUGUACGAUGGAGGCAUUCGACAAAGACAAGAGUGGAGCCCUGAGCUUUACGGAGUUCCAGGCACUGGUGGCGCAGGUAGAGCAGGCAAAACAGCAACUCGGCUCCAAGAUGCGCGAGAUGUUUAAACGCAUGGACAAGAACGGUGACGGCUACAUCAGCCCGGAUGAGCUGAAGGCCAGCCUGGCUGCCAUGGGGAACAACAUGGACGAUAAGGUCAUCGACAACAUGAUCCAGGCCGCUGACCAGGACAGCGACGGGAGGGUCAACUACGGAGAGUUCAUCAAGGUCAUGUCAUGCUCGUAAGGUCACUGGUUACUAAGCAACGAUGGAGUCAAAGCACCCCAGCAGCGGGAGAGAUAUCUUAUUAAGCAUGCGUAACUUAGAGGAACAUGAAUGUGCUGAAAACGUAUGGAAUUAAUGGAAAGCAAGUGUUUUUGUGUGACGUCACGACCGCCAUAUUGGUUGAUUAAACCAUUAAGAGUUUUUCGUUGAAGAGGUUCAUCAGUCACGUAGAAUUAACAGUUAGUAGAAUAUUCCUCAAUCAGUGACUGUU
Molecule: messenger RNA, 700 nt
Organism: Branchiostoma belcheri (Belcher's lancelet)
Lineage: Eukaryota; Metazoa; Chordata; Leptocardii; Amphioxiformes; Branchiostomatidae
Product: calmodulin-like
Exons: 4
Coding region: 1-450 (149 amino acids)
Molecular function (GO): calcium ion binding; enzyme regulator activity
Source: RefSeq, a predicted model, not a curated record